AUGGAUCGUGGCGCCAGUCCGGCCAAUUCAUUGCGCGCAGCGAUCAUAGCUGCCAGCGCUGGCAUACUGUCGGGCAGCGAACACCCGGAUGUCCCGGCUUUACGUGGAUGUCUGCAGUGCUGGGGUGAACCAGGCCGGCCUGACGGUCAGGAAUAUGCCCGAGUACGUCUACUCUACGUUUUGCCCUUACUACGCUGUGCCUACUCGACGAAGGACUGCGUUGCCGAGGGCGACGUGGCCUGGUUCCAGCAGUACGACGAAUGCCGAGGCUUUGAUAAAGAGUUCACCUUCUACAACGAAUGCGAAAAAAGCGAUGUCAUCAACGAACUGAUUAGGGAUCGCUACAUGGUACGCGACGUGCUAUGGGGAAUAUCGCUAGUGUUCAUUCUACCUGCGAUCAUCAUCUUUCUAUCGUACAGGCAGCUGCGCACGCGCAAUAACAUCGUACACGUCAACUUCUUCACGGCUCACUUGCUCAGCUCUUUGUUCUUCCUCAUCUAUGACGUCACCAUCAGCUUGGAUGCCCUAGACGGACAGUCAGGCACCUCGACAGCGGACGGAGGAGUCGGCUGCGUCAUCUUCACCGUACUAGUUCACAAGUACCUGCGGCUGACCAGCUACGCGUGGAUGUUCUGCGAGGGCUUCCAUCUGCAUCAGCUCAUCGCUGCUGCCUUCCAGAAGACCAGCAUGCCAGCGCUCUACAUCAUAGGAUGGGUUUUUCCGGUGGUGCCCGUCAUUAUCUACGUCAUCUUACGCGCCACCAACCCCAACUACGAUGCUUGGUGCUGGGCGGCUCCAGCGGGAGGCCUUGAGUGGAUUAUUACGUCAUGUAUCAUCGCCGCGUUCUUCGUGCAUGCCUGUCUGAGACGCACACUGUAUCACAAGUUCCCGUCCAUGAGACCCGUUCCAAAGGGCAGACCAUCCGUUUCCGGCACACAGGUCACGAACGAUUACUCGAUGACGCAACCACCAAAUAAUAAUGAAGAAGCGCCGAAAAAUCCGCCAGCCGCACAGACAAAGUUUUGA
Priapulus caudatus is the source of this 1026-nucleotide messenger RNA. RefSeq names its product calcitonin gene-related peptide type 1 receptor-like. Gene Ontology annotation, cellular component: plasma membrane. Gene Ontology annotation, biological process: adenylate cyclase-modulating G protein-coupled receptor signaling pathway; cell surface receptor signaling pathway. The record is from RefSeq and is a predicted model, not a curated record. The transcript is spliced from 9 exons. NCBI's taxonomy places the organism in Eukaryota, Metazoa, Priapulida, Priapulimorpha, Priapulimorphida, Priapulidae. Bases 1 to 1026 code for a protein of 341 amino acids. Gene Ontology annotation, molecular function: G protein-coupled peptide receptor activity.